This is a messenger RNA of Myotis myotis, 366 nucleotides long. RefSeq names its product 60S ribosomal protein L22-like 1. NCBI's taxonomy places the organism in Eukaryota, Metazoa, Chordata, Mammalia, Chiroptera, Vespertilionidae. The record is from RefSeq and is a predicted model, not a curated record. Gene Ontology annotation, biological process: cytoplasmic translation. Bases 1 to 366 code for a protein of 121 amino acids. Gene Ontology annotation, molecular function: structural constituent of ribosome; RNA binding. Gene Ontology annotation, cellular component: ribosome. The transcript has a single exon.
AUGGCACUGAAAGUCAAGAAGACUAAGAGGACAACCUGGAAGUUUAGUUUGGACUUUACUUAUCUAGUAGAAGAUGUAAUUUUUGAUUCUGCAAAUUUUGAACAGUUUCUACAGGAGAAGGUUAAAGUCAAUGGGAAAACUGGAAAUCUUGGGAAUGUUGUUCACAUUGAAUGCUUCAAGAAUAAAAUCACAGUUGUUUCUUACAAACAAUUCUUUAAAAGAUAUUUGAAAUACCUUACUAAGAAAUACCUUAAGAAGAAUAGUCUUUGUGAUUGGUUUCGUGUGGUUGCAUCUGACAAGGAGACAUACGAACUUCGUUACUUCCAGAUUAGUCAAGUUGAAGAUGGAUCUGAAUCUGAGGACUAG